UACUCUUGCGCUCUCAUGUUAAUGGCGGGCGGCGGCUACUGAGCGGGUCGCAGAUAACCGCUGCCUGCACGGGGGGAAAAAAUUUCCCUCACCUCCCGAUUUCUGCUCACCACCAGAGUCAGAGGUUGCCAGCAUGUCGGUGGUACCGCCCAAUCGCUCGCAGACCGGCUGGCCCCGCGGGGUCAAUCAGUUCGGCAACAAGUACAUCCAGCAGACCAAGCCCCUCACCCUGGAGCGCACCAUCAACCUUUAUCCUCUUACCAAUUAUACUUUUGGUACAAAAGAGCCUCUCUAUGAGAAGGACAGUUCUGUUGCAGCCAGAUUUCAGUGCAUGCGAGAAGAAUUUGAUAAAAUUGGAAUGAGGAGGACUGUAGAAGGGGUUCUGAUUGUACACGAGCACCGGCUACCCCAUGUGUUACUGCUACAACUGGGAAUGACUUUCUUCAAAUUACCUGGUGGUGAACUUAACCCAGGAGAAGAUGAAGUUGAAGGACUAAAACGCUUAAUGACAGAGAUACUAGGCCACCAAGAUGGAGUUCUGCAAGACUGGGUCAUUGAUGACUGCAUUGGUAACUGGUGGAGACCAAAUUUUGAACCUCCUCAGUAUCCAUAUAUUCCUGCACAUAUUACAAAGCCUAAGGAACAUAAGAAGUUGUUUCUGGUUCAACUUCAAGAGAAAGCCUUGUUUGCAGUCCCUAAAAAUUACAAGCUGGUAGCUGCACCAUUGUUUGAAUUGUAUGACAACGCACCAGGAUAUGGACCCAUCAUUUCUAGUCUCCCUCAGCUGUUGAGCAGGUUCAAUUUUAUAUACAACUGAAUUACACACAGUGGAUAAGUAAAAGAAGCCGUCUCUGUGAGCACAGCUGUACACGGUGUAGAAGAAUAAAUGUGGUAGA
Oryctolagus cuniculus (rabbit) is the source of this 896-nucleotide messenger RNA. Lineage: Eukaryota; Metazoa; Chordata; Mammalia; Lagomorpha; Leporidae. The record is from RefSeq and is a predicted model, not a curated record.